Osmia bicornis bicornis is the source of this 766-nucleotide messenger RNA. Its product is annotated as G patch domain-containing protein 4. NCBI's taxonomy places the organism in Eukaryota, Metazoa, Arthropoda, Insecta, Hymenoptera, Megachilidae. Bases 272 to 541 code for a protein of 89 amino acids. Gene Ontology annotation, biological process: regulation of ribosome biogenesis. Gene Ontology annotation, cellular component: nucleolus. Gene Ontology annotation, molecular function: nucleic acid binding. The record is from RefSeq and is a predicted model, not a curated record. The transcript has 2 exons.
GCGUCGCAGUUAUGGACUCUGGUGAACUGCGGUCAACUGCGGUAUACCACGGUAUACAAUACAACACAAUACAACCAGUGACUGCCAGCAGUGACGACCUGAUAUAACCUACAGAAAACAGAUGUAUAGGUGUUCUUCAUUUUAUUUCUUACAUUGUUGAAAAACCAUAUAUGUACAAAGUAUAUCUUGUAUUCUGUUAUUAAAUCAUUGAACUGAUAUAUUUGACAUAUUAAGUAAUACAAGUAGAAUCGUAGUAAUUAAUAAACUAGUCAUGAAUGAUUUUGCAAAGUCUCAGCUUUUGAAAUAUGGCUGGUCAGAAGGUAAAGGUUUGGGUAAACAUGAAAAUGGUAUCACAGAGGCAUUAAAACCAAAAUUAAAAUUUGAUACAACAGGAAUAGGACAUCAAGUUAACAAUUGGAAUAACUGGUGGGAAACUGCUUUUAAUAAAGCUGCUAAUAACAUUAAGUUGAUUCACAAGUUCAUGAUGUUUCCAUAUCUGUUUCAAAAGAAAAUACAACCAAUAAUUUAUCAAAAGAUUUAAAUAAAAAACAGUUUCAAUCCCCUAUAAAUUAUGGAAACUUUCUUAAAACUUCUACACUUCUUAAUGGUAAUCUGAUAACAGAAAAAUAACUCUAAUGCAUCCAAAGUAGAAGAUGUACUCAUGUUUCAUUAACUGAUGAAGAAUUAUUUAAAAUAUGUGUGGCAGAACGCUCACAAAAGGAGCUAGACAUGGUUUACCUUAAAUGGUAAGCUAAAUCGGAUUGCA